UUUCAUGGGUUUGCAAAUGCCCUUUGAACUUUGAUGCUCUCGUCCAAUCAGAAGACAGAUUAUUGAGGGGUGGUGAGCUGGGCCGCUAAAUACUCAGCCAACAUGAUGGGACCACCUGGAAUGCCGCCUCAUUACCCACCUAUGGGUAUGCCCCCAAUGGGACAGAGGCCCCCCAACAUGACUCCAGGCAUGCCACCUGGCAUGAUGCCACCCAUGAUGCCGCCGAUGGGAGGGCCACCUAUGGGACAGAUGCCAGGCAUGAUGCCGCCUAUGAUGCCCGGGAUGAUGAUGCCACCUCGCAUGCCAGCUGCGUCACUGCAGCCGACGGGACCGCCUGGUGUGAGCCCUGUAGACAAUACCGGCUUGAGUGCUUCUACGAUAACUUCAAACACCACAGCAAACGACUCCCCACAAGAUGACCAACCAAAGAAGAAGUCUAUGUGGACCGAACACAAGUCUCUGGAUGGGAAGGUCUACUUCUACAACACUGAGACGAAGCAGUCCACCUGGGAGAAACCUGAUGAGCUCAAGUCUCCCGCUGAGCAAAUGUUGUCUAAGUGUCCAUGGAAAGAGUUUAAAUCGGACACUGGCAAGCCUUACUACUACAACUCCCAGUCGAAGGAGUCUCGCUGGACUAAGCCCAAAGAGCUGGAGGACCUGGAGGCUAUGAUCAAAGCAGAAGAGAACGGCACGGCUGAUGCAGCAGCUCCAGGAACGAUGCCUACUGUUGCCGUGACCGUCCAACCAGAGACCGCCAUUGCCAUGGCUCCGGUCGCUGACCCCGAGGCCGCCGCCGCCGCCAGUAUAACUGCUGCCGCUGUCGUCGAAGACCAGACCAUGUACGUGACGGCGCCGCCCGCCGAGAUCCCCCCGGAUAUGCCCAUCAACAACACAGAGGAGGCGCCCGGUGUGGAGGCCCCCCUCAGCAAUGACGUCAACAAAGAUGAGCGCCCAGAGCUGGUGAAGAAGGUCUACAAGUGGAACACGAAGGAAGAGGCCAAGCAGGCCUUCAAGGAGCUGCUGAAGGAGAAGGGUGUCUCCUCCAACGCCUCCUGGGAGCAGGCCAUGAAGAUGAUCAUCAAUGACCCCCGCUACAGCGCCCUGCCCAAGCUGAGCGAGAAGAAGCAGGCCUUCAACGCCUACAAGGUGCAGACGGAGAAGGAGGAGAAGGAGGAGGCGCGCAUCAAGUACAAAGAGUCCAAGGAGACCUUCCAGCGCUUCCUGGAGAACCACGAGAAGAUGACCUCCACCACCAGAUACAAGAAAGCGGAGCAGAUGUUUGGAGAGCAGGAGGUGUGGUCCACCGUCCCAGAGAGAGACAGACUGGAGAUCUAUGAGGACGUGCUGUUCUACCUAGCCAAAAAGGAGAAGGAACAAGCCAAGCAGCUGCGCAAGAGGAACUGGGAGGCCCUGAAGAACAUCCUUGACAACAUGGCCAACGUGACACACCGCACCACAUGGUCGGAGGCGCAGCAGUACCUCCUGGACAACCCCACCUUCGCCGAGGACGAGGAGCUCCAGAACAUGGAUAAGGAGGACGCACUCAUCUGCUUCGAGGAGCACAUCCGCGCCCUGGAGAAGGAGGAAGAGGACGAGAAGCAGAAGGGCCUGCUGAGGGAGCGCCGCCGCCAGAGGAAGAACAGAGAGGCCUUCCAGAAAUUCCUGGAUGAGUUGCAUGAGCACGGGCAGCUCCACUCCAUGUCGGCCUGGAUGGAGAUGUACCCCACCAUCAGCUCAGACAUCCGCUUCAGCAACAUGCUGGGCCAGCCAGGUUCCACACCCCUCGACCUAUUUAAGUUCUACGUGGAGGACCUGAAAGCCCGUUACCACGACGAGAAGAGGAUCAUCAAAGACAUCCUCAAGGAUAAAGGCUUCCUGGUGGAGAUCAACAGCACCUUCGAGGACUUUGGCUCGGUCAUCAGCUCAGACAAGAGAGCCACCACACUGGACGCAGGCAACAUCAAGCUAGCCUUCAACAGCUUGCUGGAGAAGGCGGAGGCGCGGGAGAGGGAGCGUGAGAAGGAGGAGGCGAGGAAGAUGAAGAGGAAGGAGGCGACGUUCAAGAGCAUGCUGAAGCAGGCCACACCGCCGCUGGAGCCCGACGUCACCUGGGAAGAGGCGCGAGAGCGAUUCCUAAAGGAGCCUGCGUUCGAGGACGUGACACUGGAGUCCGAGAGGAAGAGGAUAUUUAAAGAUUUCAUUCAUGUCUUGGAGCACGAAUGUCAGCACCAUCAUUCCAAGAACAAGAAGCACUCCAAGAAGUCGAAGAAGCACCACAGGAAGCGAUCACGCUCUCGUUCGGGCUCUGAGUCUGAGGAGGAUGACUACCACUCAAAGAAGAAGAAGCAGCGCUCAACCUCCAAGUCCCCGUCAGAGCACUCCUCCUCCGGAGAGUCAGAGAGGAGCUAUAAGAAGUCAAAGAAACACAAGAAGAAGGGCAAGAAGAGGCGUCACAAGUCGGCCUCCCCCGAGUCCGACGGAGAGAGGGACCGGAAAGGGCGUGAGAAGGACCGAGAGAAAGACAAAGAAAACGACAAGUCCAGAGGGAAGCCUCGCUCAUCGUCCAAACAGAAGUCACCCAAGAGGAAAUCGACGAAAGAGGAGGUAAGGCCGACCGCUUCCCACACCAAAUGACCACACGUCACCGCAGAGCACAGCGGGGGUUGGGAUACAUCUGGCAGUGAACUGAGCGAGGGCGAAUUGGAGAAGAGGAGACGGACCCUUCUAGAACAGCUGGAUGCCCCAUAGUUUGUUUGUCUCGUUUGUUUUUAACCCUCCCUGUGCCGAAAAUGCAUUCCUCCUCCAGUUCUCUCCCUGUCCGCUCCCCAGGCAACAUGCCACACACCACACGCCUGGGUCACGUCUCUCCUGCAUGGGGCAGGGUGAGUGAAUGCGCUGUUGGGAAAACGCUGUACUGGUGACUCUUUUUUUGGUUUUUAUUUGUUUGUUUUUUUGUUUUGUCAUCAGACACUCAGUUGGUUUCUGUGUGACUAGUUGUGAUGCAAGGUUACCAGCACUGUCAUUCUGUGACCCAGAUUUCGCUUCUCUUUAGCUACCUAUGUUGCCAUUUUGAAAGUCUUUUUCUUAUUUUUGUAGGUAGCCGUGUAUGUAACUCGAUUGAUAAUUGAUGACGAAAAAUAAAAGCCACCCACUUUUACUGUGACUGCCUUAUUGAUAGCAUUCACAUGCAAACUUAAAUCAUCAAUUUCCUGUGAAUAGUUUUCACUGCUCUGAGAUCAUAUUCAGGGAUAAGCCCAUCUUAUCUGAAUCAUAGCAGAAAUGGACAUUUUGUUUUUGCAUUUGGUACCAAGGGACUGAUUGAAGCAACCAGGUUUGCAAGCAUCUUGGAAAUUAUUUUAAAUGUAAUGCCUAGAGGUCAUGAUUCAUAUGUAAUAAAAAAUAAUUGAAAUGGA
This is a messenger RNA of Clupea harengus (Atlantic herring), 3413 nucleotides long. RefSeq names its product PRP40 pre-mRNA processing factor 40 homolog A (gene prpf40a). Gene Ontology annotation, cellular component: U1 snRNP; U2-type prespliceosome. Gene Ontology annotation, biological process: mRNA cis splicing, via spliceosome. The coding region runs from base 103 to 2634 and encodes 843 amino acids. The record is from RefSeq and is a predicted model, not a curated record. The transcript is spliced from 26 exons. NCBI's taxonomy places the organism in Eukaryota, Metazoa, Chordata, Actinopteri, Clupeiformes, Clupeidae. Gene Ontology annotation, molecular function: protein binding; RNA binding.